UUCCCCUUCCUCCCUGCCCCCACCUCUGCCCCCAACAGUAAGGAGCGAAGGGUGACAACAAACCAAAGCGAACUGGGAAGAAAAGAGCUGGAAUGAUCUGCAUUGUCACUAAUCUAGCUGAUUCUAUGGGAGCUCUAGGUUUGGGAGUGACCAUGGCCACUGAAGAGUCCAUCAUCCGCAUCCCCCCUUACCACUACAUACACGUGCUAGACCAGAACAGCAAUGUGUCCCGCGUAGAGAUCGGACCAAAGACCUACAUCCGGCAGGACAAUGAGAGGGUACUAUUUGCCCCUGUGCGCAUGGUGACUGUGCCCCCACGCCACUACUGCACAGUGGCCAACCCUGUGUCCAGGGAUGCCCAGGGCUCCGUGCUGUUUGACGUCACAGGGCAAGUACGACUUCGCCAUGCUGACCUGGAGAUCCGACUGGCUCAGGACCCCUUCCCCCUGUACCCAGGGGAGGUGCUGGAAAAGGACAUCACCCCUCUGCAAGUGGUCCUACCCAAUACUGCCCUCCAUCUUAAGGCAUUGCUGGAUUUUGAGGAUAAGAAUGGAGACAAGGUGGUGGCAGGAGAUGAGUGGCUGUUUGAAGGACCUGGCACGUAUAUCCCCCGGAAGGAGGUGGAGGUCGUGGAGAUCAUUCAGGCCACGAUCAUCAGACAGAAUCAGGCCCUGCGACUAAGGGCCCGCAAAGAAUGCUGGGACCGAGAUGGCAAGGAGAGGGUGACAGGAGAAGAAUGGCUGGUCACCUCCGUGGGGGCAUAUCUCCCAGCAGUGUUUGAGGAGGUUCUGGAUUUGGUGGAUGCUGUGGUCCUUACAGAAAAGACAGCCCUGCACCUCCGUGCUCGGCAGAAUUUCCGUGAUGCGAGGGGAGUGGCCCGACGCACUGGGGAGGAGUGGCUGGUGACUGUGCAGGAUACAGAGGCCCAUGUGCCAGAUGUCCACGAGGAGAUGCUAGGGGUUGUGCCCAUCACCACUCUGGGCCCUCGCAACUACUGUGUGAUUCUCGACCCUGUCGGACCAGAUGGCAAGAACCUGCUGGGGCAAAAGCGUGUAGUCAAGGGAGAGAAGUCUUUUUUCCUCCAGCCAGGGGAGAGGCUGGAACGAGGCAUCCAAGAUGUAUAUGUGCUGUCAGAGCAGCAGGGACUGCUGCUGAGGGCCCUGCAGGCCCUGGAGCAGGGGGAGGAUGAAGAGAAAGUCUCACGCCAGGCUGGGGACCACUGGCUCAUCCGUGGGCCCCUGGAGUAUGUGCCGUCUGCCAAGGUGGAGGUGGUUGAAGAACGCCAGGCCAUCCCUCUGGAUGAGAAUGAAGGCAUCUAUGUGCAGGAUGUCAAGACUGGAAAGGUACGUGCUGUGAUCGGAAGUACCUACAUGCUGACCCAGGAUGAGGUCCUGUGGGAGAAAGAGCUGCCUCUUGGGGUGGAGGAGCUCCUGAACAAGGGGCAGGACCCACUGGCAGACAGGGGCGAGAAGAACACAGCCAAGACCUUUCAGCCCUUGGCUGCCCGGAACAAGACCCGUGUGGUCAAUUACCGCGUUCCCCACAAUGCCGCCGUGCAGGUGUAUGACUACAGAGAGAAGAGAGCUCGCGUGGUCUUUGGGCCUGAGCUGGUGUCACUGGGUCCUGAGGAGCAGUUCACAGUGUUGUCUCUCUCAGCUGGGCGGCCCAAGCGCCCCCACGCCCGCCGAGCGCUUUGCUUGCUGUUGGGGCCUGACUUCUUCACAGAUGUCAUCACCAUCGAGACAGCAGAUCACGCCAGGCUGCAGCUGCAGCUCGCCUAUAAUUGGCACUUUGAGCUGAGUGACCGGAAUGAUCCCCAAGAGACGGCCAAGCUCUUCUCAGUGCCUGACUUCGUGGGUGAUGCCUGCAAGGCCAUUGCAUCCCGGGUUCGGGGGGCUGUGGCCUCUGUCACCUUUGAUGACUUCCAUAAGAACUCAGCCCGCAUCAUUCGCACUGCUGUCUUUGGCUUUGAGAACUUGGAAGCCAAGGGCCCUGAUGGCAUGGCCUUGCCCAAGCCCCGGGACCGGGCCAUCUUCCCUCAAAACGGGCUAGUGGUCAGCAGCGUGGAUGUACAAUCAGUGGAGCCUGUGGACCAGAGGACCCGGGAUGCUCUGCAGCGCAGUGUCCAGCUGGCCAUUGAGAUCACCACCAACUCCCAGGAGGCAGCAGCCAAGCACGAGGCUCAGAGGCUAGAGCAAGAAGCCCGUGGCCGGCUUGAGAGGCAGAAGAUCCUAGACCAAUCAGAAGCUGAGAAGGCUCGCAGGGAACUCUUGGAGUUGGAGGCUCUGAGCUUGGCUGGGGAGAGCACUGGGAUUGCCCCUGUUGGACAGAGGAGCAACUGGCACAUAGCUGAGGACCAGUAGUUUCCCCAAAGCCACAAAGUUAACCAGCUGGGGGCAAAGUCAGUCUUCAAAUGUCACAUUCAAAAGCUCCCAUGCUAGCCAGGGUGGUGGCUCAUGCCUGUAAUUCCAGCACUCUGGGAGGCUGAGGAAGGCUGAUUGCCUGAGCUCAUGA
Messenger RNA from Otolemur garnettii (small-eared galago), 2514 nucleotides. Its product is annotated as major vault protein. The transcript has 15 exons. Bases 93 to 2363 code for a protein of 756 amino acids. Gene Ontology annotation, cellular component: cytoplasm; nucleus. Lineage: Eukaryota; Metazoa; Chordata; Mammalia; Primates; Galagidae. The record is from RefSeq and is a predicted model, not a curated record.